AGCGUUAUAUCCUCCUUUUAAUUUUUUUUGGCGUUUUAAAGCAGUUCUCGGGUGUUUAUCACGGUGAGAGGGCUGCACAGCCUGCAAUCUGUCAGAUUUCUGUGAUCUUAGCUCAGCAGGCACCGCAGCAGGACGUGAAGGUGCGUUUGGCCUGGCCAUCUGCAGUUUGUCGUGGGGGCAGCCAGGGGUGCGUCAGGCUGAGCGUUUGCAUGAGUGCGUGGUGUUCCAGGAGGCUGGGUGUACAAAAUGGUGUUUUGGCUCUAUUAAAGUCGUACCUGCUUCUCCAUGAAUAAGUAUUUUUUGUAAUAGAUGUAUGUCACAGUCUCGUAGUAGCUAAUAAAGCUAUUGCCAUUUGGAAACGUUCUGAAGCAGCUUGUACGCCAUGUGAAAACUGAAGAAAAAUCACCCAAAAUCACCCUGACCUUGUAACUUCUUCAGUAAUCCGCUGUGAUGUGCAUUUGUCACGAGCGGCGAUAUCGCGUGUUGGAGUAACAGUAAUGAAUUAUCAUGGUAAUUGUGGGCUUUUAAAUGUCAGAGUUGUUUGAGUUUGAAGUACUUUAACUUGGUUCUCACUGAAAUGUCAGUCCAUGAAUUCUGUUUGCUCAGGGCUCUCUUCUUCUGGUUGCAGAUUUUUCACUUGGUGAGGCCAAGUGUCAACCCAGAUAAAUACAAUUCCAACAGGUCUCUGCUUUCUCUUAACGUCCAAACUGCUGGUGGCACAGGUUACCCUCCUUCUGGUGCUCUGGCUGUGUGGAGUUAAGCAGCUAGGAGGUGCAUUUUGUGAUGGAUAUGGUUCCUUUUUCCCCAUACAUUCUGCUGUGGAAGUGCUUGCAGCUUGGUUGUGAUGCAGGGGACCAGAAACAACCAGGCAGCUGUCUGCAGGGGGAAGUUCAAGCAUCAGCCCCAGCUCUGCUGAGCUUCCUACAGAUCCAUAACAUGGUGGCAGUGCUGGAAGUGAUCUCCAGCUUGGAGAAAUAUCCCAUUACCAAAGAGGCACUUGAGGAAACGAGACUUGGGAGGCUUAUCAAUGAGGUGAGGAAGAAGACAUCCAAUGAGGAACUUGCCAAACGUGCCAAGAAAUUGUUGCGGAAUUGGCAAAAGUUGAUAGAACCUGUAACCCAGAAUGAACCGGUGCCAAGAGGGUUGCCGAAUCCACCUGGAUCAGCAAAUGGAGGUGCUCACAACUGCAAACCAGAAGCACCACUUCCUGCCGUGGCUGGAUCAAAGCCAAUCAGUGAAUUGAAAAGCAGGAAUGACAUACAGAAACUAAAUUCUCCAAAACCAGAGAAAUUGGGAAAUCGGAAAAGGAAAGGUGAACACAGGGAUGGGCAUCAGGGCCCUCCUCCCCCAAAAGUCUCCAAAGCUAGUCAUGAAGUAUUACAAAACUCUUCACCCCCUCCAACGAAUGGAAUUGGAGGUAGUCCUGAAAAUUUUCCUAGUCCUGUAGAUGUAAAUCUACACGCAGGGCCUGAAAGCAGCAGGACAGAACUCAGUGAAAAUGAUAAACACAAUAAGAUUCCAGUAAAUGCUGUAAAACCUCACACCAGUUCUCCGGGACUUGUAAAACCUUCAAGCACUUCCUCGUUAUUAAAGACUGCAGUGCUUCAGCAGCAUGAUAAAUCAGAAGAAACCACAGGACCGCACCAACCUAAGAGUCCUCGCUGUUCCUCGUUUAGCCCUAGAAAUGUCAGGCAUGAUACUUUUGCUCGGCAGCAUACUACGUACUCACCAAAGGAUUCAAUGCCUAGUCCAUCUCAAAGGUCUCAGUUCUUAGAUACUGCACAGGUGCCAUCACCGCCACCAUCCUUGAUGCAACCAUCAACACCUCCCAUGCCAGCAAAAAGACUGGAGUUCCCUCAGCAAUCAGUAACUGAGGUAUCUCAGCACUGGCAGGAGCAGCAGGUACCUUCUGAAAGCCAGCACAGGCAUACAGCAGGGACGCUUCAACAGCACACAUCUCCCAGCUGCAAAACCAGCUCCCAUCCCGGGGAAUCUCUCACGCCACACAUGGGCUUUUCACAGGACACUUCAAAAAUGGACAGUGAUGAUGCUGCUUCAGGUUCAGAUAGUAAAAAGAAGAAAAGGUACCGACCUAGAGACUAUACAGUCAACUUGGACGGGCACGUGACAGAAGGGGGUGUGAAACCUGUGAGAUUAAAAGAGAGAAAACUCACUUUUGAUCCCAUGACAGGACAGAUAAAACCUUUAACACAGAAAGAUCCUUUGCAGGUAGAAAUCCCUGCACUUACUGAACAGCACAGGACAGAAACGGAAAAGCAGGAGCAAAAACCUAACCUGCAAAGCCCUUUUGAACAAACGAACUGGAAAGAAUUAUCCAGAAAUGAAAUAAUUCAGUCAUAUUUAAACAGACAGAGUAGCUUGCUGUCUUCAUCAGGAGUACAGACUCCAGGAGCUCACUACUUCAUGUCUGAAUAUUUAAAGCAGGAGGAAAGCACUAGAAAAGAGGCUAGAAAGACUCAUGUUCUAGCUCCUAACAGCAAACCUACAGACUUGCCUGGGGUCACAAGGGAGGUCACAAGUGAUGAUCUCGACAGAAUACGUGAACAUAACUGGCCAGGCGUGAACGGUUGUUAUGAUACACAGGGUAACUGGUAUGAUUGGACACAGUGCAUAUCUUUAGAUCCACACGGGGAUGAUGGUAGAUUGAACAUCCUGCCUUAUGUCUGCCUAGACUGAGUUCAGUUUUGCUAAAAUGCUUUUACAUCUGCAGUUAGCAAAAAUGGCAGACACUAUGCCACUUAAACACGGAGAAAGCCUCCUGUCCUGGACAAACAGGCCCAACGAGCAGAGGGUGAGAGGGAGCUGGGUAUUGACAGCUCUUUCCUUUAAAUUCUCCUUUUGUGAAAUGCUGCUACCAGUUUACUAACAAUUGCAAAGGAAGGCAUACGAAGGUUGAUAAACUGAGUUCAAAACUCUAUAGCGAGCCAGCUAUAAAAAAGUGUUAGUCCCCAAGAAGUGAAGAUGAUUUCCAGCACUUUCUGAAUGCCGGAAUCUUAUUACAGGCAGGUACAGAGAAAAUUGUGGAAGUUACCUUAACAAAAUAUGCAUCUAUUUAUUUGACUUGAUUUGGGUUUUUAUUUGGCAGUGAGAUAUUCGAGAGACAAUGUGCAAAAACUGUAGUUUUAUUUGUAUCACAUCUCUGAACAUGAUUGCGUUUUUAAAGUCAUGUGGUACGGAGAUUGGGUUUUAAACAGCAGGUGUUGCACUGCAGGCUGGGCAACCAGCUUCAGCUCAACAUUCCAUAGGCAUCCACAUAUUUUAGUCUGGUUUCAGUUUAAAUCCAGUCUCUGAGAAAUGCUGCAAAAACUAGAUGUUUAAUGAUAUUUUUGAUCCCACCACCACCAGCCAAAUAUUUUUCCUCCUUUUCCCUUCCUGCAAACUUCUAGGAAAAAAAAAAAAAAAGAAAAUCACCUUUUCUAGAAUCUAAAUGUAAUGAGGGUGCUACGAGUUUGUAACUGUACUGUGAGAGGGAAAAAGGAAGCCUGUUUGUAUGCUGGAAAUAUACUUGUUACCAUUCCUUUAGAUAUUGUUUGCCUUAUGGAUAUCCAUCAUAAACGCAAUUUGCAAAAACAAAGAGCCUUAGUGAAUGUACAGUAACUAGACUUCUGUGUUCUUGGGAUGCAGAAGGGAGCAACUUUGCUAUUUGGUCCUUUAAGUGGACACAUUGUGAUAUAAAUGUGGAAAUAAAAAAAAUUUGCACAAAGCAGUUUGUGAAUUAUUUAUACUGAACUAAUUUAUUUUUAGAAGUUUGCUCGAUUCAAACUAACUGCGAAUCCAUUGGAGCAGUGUGGCGAAGCUGAAUCCCAUCUGACUUUGUCAAAAGCAGCUGGCUGUUAGGGAUAUAUAAGAUGUCUUCCAAGUAUAUUGGUGGUAUUCAGUCGCACAGGUUGGAUUUUUUUUAAACUCUGGUUGCAUCCAGGGUUUAGAGACUGAUAACCCAAUUACCGUUAACGUACCUCAAAGUCUAAAAAGAUCGUAGUUCAUCUUUUCUGAGUAAUUUUGUAAUAUAUUAUUCCUAAUUGUUAAAAAUUAUUUCUAAAGCAGCCUAAUUCAGUAUAGAAAGCUAAGAAUUUUUAUUAACUGUAAUUGCUUUAACGUUUGGGACUAGUUGUUUUCUACAGUCCCUGGUACUGGGCUUCUGUCCAGGGGAAAAGGGGAGGGGACACAAUACCAAAAACGUUUCUAGGUUUAGUGAUGUUAACUCAUCUGUGCUGGAUCUCACCUCUGUGGAAGAGCCUUGGCAUCAGUAGUUCUGCUGCCUUUGAGAGCAAAGUCAAGCUCUUUGAUGUCAAAUCAUGAUCUUAAAAAGGUGUUCCUCACCAGGUAUACAUUAGGGUGGUUUGUUCCAUGGAAUACAACUGAAAAUGUUUGGUUUAUUUUGAAGUCAUUCUUGUUAAAACCUACUGCUUUUGUGAUUUGACCGGUAUUGAAAUGUGUGGGUCUCUCAGAAACGUUACUGAUGUCUGUUUGCUUCCAUUUCUUUAAUCUGAGGUCUGCGUGAAAUCUCCUAUCCUGAAAAAGUGAUUACCAAAAAUGUUUCCAAGUAUAUUUUCAGUUUACUUCCAUUUUAUCCUUCUACAGUUGAUGAGGUCAGGCAGUGUGUUGUGGAGUUUCAGAAAAUUAUCUUGCAACUCAGAAAGGUAGAUUUGAUGGUAGAGGGCUAAAAAGAUGACCAUUUUGCAAAAUGCUUAUUUUGUUUUAAAUAUAAAAAGAAAAAAAAAUGUACAUCUUACUCUACUCCCCUCCCCAGCCCCUUCUCCCUCUUUCCUUGAACGGUCUUAUAUAGGAACAGGGUCUGUGCUCUUUUGAGGCCUUUGAAUAUGGGGCAAAUUUCAGGAAAUGACAAAGCACACUUUAUAAAAACCAUCUUUCUUUCCAUUGCUUACAUUUCUGCUGCAACCCAUGGUCCACGAGGGCCACGCUCAGUCAAGUGAUGCCGUAAGUUCAUCACUGCUCUUAAAUUAUUUAGGGCUCUCGGCAGCAAACUGACCAUGCUGAUGCUCACUUUGCUUGAGGGAGCUUCAGGUAUUGGACCCAGCCCUUUCCCUAGUGGUACAAAAUCGCUAGAGAAAUUCACUCACAAUGCAAGCUUUAAAUCUUGUUACGUACCUAGUUUGUUUCUGCUGUAAGGGUCAACUCACUUGGAUAUGAUCCAGGGUGAGAUGAGGCUUGACAAUCUUUAUUUCAGCAUGCUAGUAUAACCAGUUCUGUGAGCUCCAAAAAAAUGUGAAUAAGUUUACAAGGUGAUUUUUUUGUCAAUUUUGUAAACAAGUUCAAAUGAAGUUUACCAUGUGCGUUA
This is a messenger RNA of Anas platyrhynchos (mallard), 5320 nucleotides long. It is a transcript of the gene MED26, whose product is annotated as mediator complex subunit 26. The record is from RefSeq and is a predicted model, not a curated record. Gene Ontology annotation, biological process: positive regulation of gene expression; regulation of transcription by RNA polymerase II. Gene Ontology annotation, cellular component: nucleus; mediator complex; core mediator complex. Gene Ontology annotation, molecular function: transcription coregulator activity. Lineage: Eukaryota; Metazoa; Chordata; Aves; Anseriformes; Anatidae.